This is a messenger RNA of Penicillium concentricum, 1650 nucleotides long. RefSeq names its product FAD binding domain protein. The transcript is spliced from 5 exons. Lineage: Eukaryota; Fungi; Ascomycota; Eurotiomycetes; Eurotiales; Aspergillaceae. Bases 1 to 1650 code for a protein of 549 amino acids. The record is from RefSeq and is a predicted model, not a curated record.
AUGUUCUCAUCUCAAUUACCAGAAGACCAUGAAAUCCGCGAUGUAAUAAUCAUUGGUGCAGGACCAUGCGGCCUCGCCGUCGCCGCACGCCUAAGCGAAGAAACACCUUCAGCAGUAUUCACAGACGAAGAACACCAGCGCUACCACUGGAUCAAAAAACACAGCGGACGAAUGAGCUUGGUUCAAGGCCGACACAGCAAGAUCAACGGGGUGCCAGCUGCAAAAUGGGAUAGUGAACGCGGAUGCCCUUGUCAAGAUGACCGACAACGGCGCAGCUCGGCUGACUCCGGAUCUUCUGUUCCAUCGCUGUCAUCCGCGUCAUCAACAUCGUCAAUAUCAUCUAUCUCAACUCUAGUUCUCGAUGGCUCUGGGGAUAAAUGGAUGCAGCGGUGGAACAAUGCGUUCCGCACGCUGGAGAUUAAACAGCUCCGCAGCCCGAUGUUCUUCCAUGUUGAUCCCGGUGAUCGAGAUGGUAUGUUGGCUUAUACGCAGGAGAGUGGGAGAGAUGCAGAUUUAUGGGAGAUUCCCGGGUGUGUUGGGAAGGAGAUGAGCAAGCAUAAGAAGAAGAAGAGAAGGCAGGGCGGGAAGACCCAAACAAUCGGAGCUGAGAUUGACGAACGAGAUCGAAAAGACUAUUUCUCGCCUUCCACAGAUCUCUUUUCGGUCUAUUGUUCGUCGAUUAUCCAGCGGUAUGGCUUGGAUGAGCCCGGUCAAAUCUUGCAGCGCGAGGCCACAGAUCUCUCAUAUGAUUAUCUCUCCGAUAGCUCAGACUCAAAGGUGUUCACUGUUACGACAUCCACAGGAGAGAAGUUUUAUAGUCGGGCUGUUGUCCUGGCCAUUGGUCCUGGCGGAGCAAGUGUAUCGAAAAUUUAUCCGUGGAAGCCCUCGACGGAGCAAGAAGGUGCUGCAGCAUGUUGCCACAGCACGGAGAUCAAAUCGUUUCCCAGUCCCAAUAUUGUCGAUAUGGCGGUUCGCAAGGGCGUAACGAAAGUGUGGUUUUUGAUGCGGUCUGGCAUGAAAGUCAAACACUUCGAUAUCAGUCUGCCCUGGAUGGGGAAGUACAAGAACUGGGAGAAAGCAGCCUUCUGGUCCGCCGACACCGACGAAGAGCGCCUUGAGAUGCUCCAAACCGCCCGGAAUGGUGGCAGCAUUACACCACGCUACACGAAGAUCGUGAAGCAACACGCAGCCCAAAACCGCGCCUCCAUCCACCCAUGCACAGAAAUCAAAACACACGACUACAACCCAGCCACCCAGACUUGGACCCUGACAACCGACCCACCAAUCCCAGAGCUCCCCGCAAUCGACUACAUCUACUUCGCAACCGGAGCGCGGGCGGACGUGCGCGAGAUGCCGCUGCUCCGCGCAAUGAACGAUCAAUACCCGAUCGAGGUCAAGUCGGGUCUACCGUGUUUGACGAACGAUCUGUCGUGGCGGGAUGACGUGCCGUUAUUCAUGACAGGCCGCAUGGCGUCUCUCCGGCUUGGGCCCGGGGCGCCGAAUCUCGAGGGCGCGAGAGUGGGCGCGGAACGCGUUGCAUGGGCCAUGGAGGAGGUGUUACAUAAGGGGACGGAUGUUGGUGGGCAGUGUGAGGGGUUCUGUGGGCUUGGGAAUCGGUAUGCUUCGCUGCUUGGGAAGUGCGAUGAAUGA